CAAAAAUGAGCUGUCAAUCUUGUAGUGGUUGUUUUACUGGCUCAAGCUGCUCUACUCCAAAACCUUUAAAGAAAAAUGCACUAGUUCAAGAAUUAAGAUUCCAAUCCUUACUGGAUCUAGCAGCAACCACACCUGAUAAUAACGAUAGCCAACAACAGCAUGACCAUGUAAUACCUACUAUCAUGGCAGAAUUAUCGAAGAAUGUCUAUUCCUCGCAAACCGUACUCUUCAAAGCAAAUGAUGAGUUACCAUUAAAUCAAUUCCUCUCAUUAGCAAAAGCGCUUUAUUCAGCUAACAUUGUUGGUGUUCAUAUAGCUUGGGCAGCAGAGUUUUGCCAAGACAAUGUUCAGCAAUUGCUUGACAUUUUAACAAAAGGAGAUCCAACAGCCUUGCUACAACAUUGUGAUGAUCAAGCCGAGGUUUACGAAUUAUUUGGCCAAUUACCUCCCGGCUCCGUAGGUAGAAUUGCGUCUGUCAAAGAAUAAAUAUACCCUCUUCCUUUCUCUUACCAUAUAUAUAUAUAUAUAUAUAUAUCUUGCAAGCUAAAGAAGAGUGCUUCAUGUUAUGGAUUGAUAUAAACCCAAUACCAACAGACUGUCAAAAAUUGAGAUAAACGGUCUGCUUUGUAUUUUUAACCAACUUGGACCAAACAAACGCAAAUCCAUUACGACGAGUAUACGAAACAAUUUAUCUACAACUAUUGAACCUCAGAGUUUUCCAGAAAGUAAUAGAUAUUUUGAGCUAAAACGUAUGAACGAAAGUAAUAAAUAUCAAAAAUAUAUACUUAAA
Messenger RNA from Gilbertella persicaria, 789 nucleotides. RefSeq lists its product as uncharacterized. Lineage: Eukaryota; Fungi; Mucoromycota; Mucoromycetes; Mucorales; Choanephoraceae. The transcript has a single exon. The coding region runs from base 6 to 485 and encodes 159 amino acids. The record is from RefSeq and is a predicted model, not a curated record.